Messenger RNA from Glycine soja, 2305 nucleotides. Its product is annotated as aluminum-activated malate transporter 9-like. The transcript is spliced from 5 exons. Gene Ontology annotation, biological process: malate transport. Gene Ontology annotation, cellular component: plant-type vacuole membrane. The record is from RefSeq and is a predicted model, not a curated record. The coding region runs from base 63 to 1931 and encodes 622 amino acids. Lineage: Eukaryota; Viridiplantae; Streptophyta; Magnoliopsida; Fabales; Fabaceae.
CCGCUUUUGCUCCUAACGAAUACAAUACAAAGAGAAAGACGACACGAUAAGAUAAUAAUGCCAUGGCAAAAGUUGUUUUGUCUAUAAUAUCUACUCAGUCAGCACAUACCUACAGCGAACUCUUAAACAGAAAUAAUAACAUCUUAAUUUUCAUUCAAACCGUUUUGUUAGGAAAAAUGGGUCCGAAAUUGGCGAAAACAGGGUCUUUCCGUCACGGUUUGGCGGAGAAGAAGGAGAAGCUUCUCUCUGCGUCGGCGAAGAGUAGUAGUAGUUAUUCUGAGAUAGGUAUUGACAUAACCACGCGAGAGGAAGACGAAGAGCAAUCGUGGUGGAACACGUUUAAGCGCGUGGCUGGGAAGGCAUUGGAAAUGGGUCGCUCUGAUCCAAGGAAGAUUAUCUUCUCUGCAAAAUUGGGUCUUGCUUUGACCAUUCUCUCCCUUUUGAUUUUCCUCAAAGAACCCUUCGCCGAUUUGAGCAGCUACUGCGUCUGGGCCAUUCUAACUGUUGUCGUAGUCUUUGAAUUCAACAUAGGGGCAACUCUGAGCAAAGGGGUAAACGGUGGAAUGGGGACCAUGUUGGCUGGAGGACUUGCUGUGGGCAUGGCAGAGUUAUCAACAUUGGGUGGAAAAUGGGAGGAACUUAUAAUCAUUAUGUGCACCUUCAUUGUAGGAUUUUGUGCCACCUAUACAAAGCUAUACCCUACUUUGAAGCCUUAUGAGUACGGGUUCCGCAUGUUCUUGAUCACCUAUUGUUUCAUCACUGUAUCCGGGUAUCAAACAGGGGAAUUUGUUGAUACAGCUAUAAAUAGAUUUGUUCUCAUUGCACUUGGUGCUGCUGUAUCUUUGGGAGUCAAUAUCUGCAUAUAUCCAAUCUGGGCUGGUGAGGAUCUGCAUGAUCUUGUCACAAAAAAUUUCAUGGGUGUUGCAACAUCUUUGGAAGGUGUUGUCAAUCACUACCUUCAUUGUGUUGAAUAUAAGAAGGUGCCAUCUAAAAUUCUUACUUACCAAGCUGCUGAUGACCCAAUUUACAGUGGCUACAGAUCAGCUGUUGAAUCUACAAGUAAAGAAGAUUCAUUGAUGGGAUUUGCUGUCUGGGAACCACCACAUGGUCAUUACAAAAUGCUUAAGUAUCCAUGGAAGAAUUAUGUGAAAUUAAGUGGGGCUCUAAGGCACUGUGCGUUUAUGGUCAUGGCUAUGCAUGGGUGCAUACUUUCUGAAAUACAGGCCCCAGCUGAGAAGAGACAAGUUUUCCGCAGUGAGCUUCAGAGGGUAGGUUCUGAAGGAGCAAAAGUGUUGCGUGAACUUGGAAACAAAGUUAAAAAGAUGGAGAAACUAGGUCGUGGAGACUUGCUGUAUGAAGUGCACGAGGCUGCAGAGGAAUUGCAACAGAAGAUCGAUAAAAAAUCUUACCUUCUUGUCAAUUCAGAGAGCUGGGAAAUUGGAAACCACUCAAGAGAAGAGAGUGAUCCUCAACAACAAGGCCUCUUUAACAUGGACGAAGAAAGAAAAAUUCUCGAGUAUAAGUCUCUCAGUGAAGCAGUACUUGAUCUCAGAACAGUUCAAGUUCCAAAUACUUGGGAAGGAAAUGUAACUCUAGGCAAUAACCCUGGUGUGCCUGCAACCGAUGCCUCUGAAAACAUGUUCAGGAAAAAGAUAUAUUGGCCUUCUCAUAUUUAUUACAAUAAAUCGAAAUCGGAGGUCGAAGAGGGACAAGAGUCAAAAACUUACGAAAGUGCUAGUGCACUAUCUCUAACAACAUUUACAUCGCUUUUAAUUGAGUUUGUAGCAAGGCUUCAAAACCUGGUGGAUUCAUUUGAGGAAUUAAGUGAAGUAGCAAACUUUGUUGACCCCCUUGAGCAACAAGCACCAGUAGCAAUAGCAUCUCAUGGGUUUUGGACCCGGUUGUUUAACUGCUGCAAAUUUAAGGACUGAAAUAUAUGGUCUACUCUUCCUUAUGUCAACUUGAAAUUUAAGGAUUGAAACAUGGACUUGCUCAUGUCAAGAGCACCAUCUUGCAGUGUCCGAUCGACUAAAUGAGAAUCUGCAUGGUUGAUUCUAAAUUACUUUGGAAGGAUGCUAACUUAUGUGGAAUAUAGAUUGUUUGUAUUGCGACCUACAAAAAUUCAAGAUACUCUCCACCGAGAUAUGAUGGUGCAUUAGAUUGGAACGGUUGGAGGUGAUACUUAUAAAAAUACUGUGAUGCUCAAGUCAAGAGGUGACCUACCCAGUGUUUAUUGUAAUCUAUUACCAACAAGUUAUUUGAAUUUCUAGAUAAUACUAAGAUCGUGUUCUCCUAUAUUUUUUCG